GGGGAGAAUACCGAAUCCAGCGUCCCACCACCACAGGAACGACAUGCAACAUCACAACGUCCUGAACCCAGAGUCUCAAGUGGAGAAGGGAGAGAAUGCCCGCUUGGCCUCCUUUGUCGGUGCGAUCGCGAUUGCCGACAUGGUCAAGACGACAUUGGGCCCAAAGGGCAUGGACAAAAUCUUGCAGAGCGUUGGGGGGCCUGACAAGUCGAUCUCUGUGACGAAUGAUGGCGCAACUAUUCUGAAGUCUGUGUAUAUUGACAAUGCUGCUGCCAAGGUCUUGGUUGACAUUGCCAAGACCCAAGAUGAAGAAGUGGGCGACGGAACAACGAGUGUGGCUGUGCUUUGUGGUGAGCUCCUUCGUGAAGCCGAGAAGCUGAUUGAGCAGCGCAUUCAUCCGCAAACGAUCAUCGAAGGCUGGCGCAUUGCCUUGUCGACAGCGCACAAGGCUUUGGAAGCGUCGGCGCGUGACCACUCGCAGGAUCCGAACAAAUUCCGCGAAGACUUGUUGAACAUCGCGCGGACGACCCUGAGUUCGAAGCUCAUGGCCGAGUCGAAAGAUCAUUUUGCAGAGCUCGCUGUUGACGCUGUGUUACGUUUGAAGGGCAGCAACAACUUGGACCAUAUCCAAAUCAUCAAGAAGCAAGGUGGGGGCUUGAAGGACUCAUACUUGGAGGAAGGCUUUAUUCUCGACAAGCACAUCGGCGUCGGCCAGCCCAAGCGCCUCGUCAACGCGAAAAUCCUCAUUGCGAACACCGGUAUGGACACGGACAAGAUCAAAAUCUACGGCGCCCGGGUCAAAGUCGACUCGAUGGAGAAGGUCGCGAGCAUCGAAGACGCCGAGAAGCUCAAGAUGCGCCAGAAAGUCGAAAAAAUCGCCGAUUUUGGCAUCAACUGCUUUGUCAACCGCCAAUUAAUCUACAACUACCCCGAACAAAUUUUCACGGAGAAGGGCAUUAUGGCGAUCGAACACGCCGAUUUCGACGGGAUUGAGCGCUUGGCUGCCGUCACUGGCGGCGAAAUCACAUCCACGUUCGACCACCCCGAGCUCGUGGCCCUGGGCGAAGCGGCAUUGAUUGAAGAAAUCAUGAUCGGCGAAGACCGCGUGAUUCGGUUCUCCGGCGUCAAGACUGGGCAGGCGUGCAGUGUCGUGCUGCGCGGCGCAUCGUCGCACUUGCUCGACGAGGCCGAGCGCUCGUUGCACGACGCGUUGGCCGUGUUAUCCCAGACGGUCCGACAUACGCGCACGGUGAUGGGCGGCGGGUGCACUGAAGUGCUGAUGGCCCAAGCGAUUGACGAAAAGGCACCGGGCAUUCCUGGGAAAAAGUCGCUCGCGAUGGAAGCGUUUGCCCGGGCAUUGCGUCAGAUCCCUGCCAUCAUUGCCGACAACGGCGGGUACGACAGCGCGGACCUGGUGACCCAACUUCGCGCGGCUCACUUUGGCGGGCAAAAGAACGCCGGUCUGAACAUGUCGAACGGGACAAUCGGCGACAUGGACGCCCUCGGCAUCCGGGAAUCGUACAAGAGCAAGAUGCAAGUGCUGCUGUCGGCGGCCGAAGCGGCGGAAAUGAUUUUGCGCGUCGAUGACAUCGUCAAGUGCGCGCCCCGCCAACGCCAAGGGUAGACAAGACACAGUUAGACACCAACCAGAUAUAUAACAAAUUCGUGGCAUGAAGAUAGUCC
This is a messenger RNA of Aphanomyces invadans, 1683 nucleotides long. RefSeq names its product T-complex protein 1, beta subunit. Gene Ontology annotation, biological process: protein folding. The coding region runs from base 44 to 1624 and encodes 526 amino acids. Gene Ontology annotation, cellular component: cytosol; chaperonin-containing T-complex. The transcript is spliced from 5 exons. The record is from RefSeq and is a predicted model, not a curated record. Gene Ontology annotation, molecular function: ATP-dependent protein folding chaperone; ATP hydrolysis activity; ATP binding. Lineage: Eukaryota; Oomycota; Saprolegniomycetes; Saprolegniales; Verrucalvaceae.